AGAAGAUAUCAACAAAUAAAACAAACAACAAUAAAUCGCAACGAACGACAUCGACAUGGAAUGGAAAGUAAAUACGAAGUGCGGAGAAUGUAGGCUCAAUUUUUGCACAUUGUUGAAGAAUAAAUAACGUUCUUGCCGUGAUUGUGAAGAGAUUUCGAAGGACACAAUGUGCUUGACUUUAGAAGGUUCGAUGGGAGUGUCCACUUAAACUUGGCGUAAAUUGUCUGCUCCUAGCUAUGAAGCUUAAAGUCAGGUUAAGACAACGAUAUUUUCGUUGUAUCGGCCUUCCAUUUUUACUGUUGCUGUUAACGCGUUUUAAAUUAGCCGAUUCCUGCUCUAGUGACUCUCUUACUCCACAUUAUGUGAAAGUAAAGUUCACCACUCAAGUUGUCAGGAAUGAAUACAUAGUAGCGUUCAAUGCAUAUUACAAGACUCAAGCAAGAGAAAGGUUUAUUGCAGCCGCUUUGAAUGGCUCUGAUGUAAGCAACUGGAAGAUUCUUGCAAGAAACAACCCAGCAAGUGACUAUCCCAGUGACUUUGAUGUAGUGACUUUAGAGGAGGCAGAAAACAGCCAAGAUGGGUUAGAAGCAUUACGCCUUCAUCCAGCAAUUCGGAGGGUGACACCUCAAAGAAUGGUUCAGAGAUCAUUGCAGUAUGAAAAUUCAACAGAUUUUGACAGUGAAGCUGACAAUUCAACGAGCACGGAGAGCUUUGAAAGGUGGCAGUCAUCGCGACCAUUGAAACGCCUGAGCCUAGCUGUGAAUAAACAUUUUUGGCAAUCAACAGGAAGGCAUACAAGUAGACGACUUCUACGAGCUAUUCCUCGUCAAGUUACUGCUAUUCUUCAAGCUGAUGCUCUAUGGCACAUGGGAAUCACAGGAGCAGGUGUUAAAGUGGCAGUUUUCGACACUGGGUUAGCAAAGACUCAUCCUCAUUUUAAGCGCAUAAAAGAGAGGACUAACUGGACUAGUGAGAAGACUUUAGAUGAUGGCUUAGGUCAUGGUACCUUUGUGGCUGGUGUGAUAGCUUCGCACAGAGAAUGCCUAGGCCUUGCCCCUGAUGCUGAGCUUCACGUGUUUCGUGUUUUUACUAACAAUCAGGUUUCUUAUACAUCUUGGUUCCUUGAUGCAUUUAAUUAUGCCAUUUUGAAGCGAAUUGGGGUUUUAAACUUGAGUAUUGGAGGACCAGAUUUCAUGGACCAUCCUUUUGUUGACAAAGUCUGGGAACUGACUGCAAACAAAGUGAUCAUGGUGUCUGCAAUCGGCAAUGAUGGGCCUUUAUAUGGCACUCUCAACAACCCAGCAGAUCAAAUGGAUGUCAUUGGCGUUGGUGGUAUUAACUUUGAAGAUCAAAUAGCCAAGUUUUCUUCUCGAGGUAUGACUACUUGGGAGCUUCCCCAGGGCUAUGGAAGAGUCAAGCCAGAUAUUGUCACGUACGGGGCUGCAGUUCGUGGGUCAGCUAUCAUGGGAGGUUGUCGCACACUGUCUGGCACUAGUGUUGCUUCACCUGUUGUUGCUGGAGCUGUAGCACUUUUGGCAAGUGGUGUUCUUCACCGGGGAAAUAUUUUGAAUCCGGCUAGUAUGAAACAAGCUCUUCUUGCAUCUGCUCGUAGAUUGCCUGGUGUUAAUAUGUUUGAACAAGGUCACGGCAAACUUGAUCUCCUGCGGGCUUAUCAAGUGCUUAAUUCUUAUCAGCCACAAGCAAGUCUCAGUCCAAGUUACAUUGACCUGAGUGAGUGCCAAUAUAUGUGGCCGUAUUGCAGUCAGCCUCUCUAUUACGGGGCUCUUCCAACAAUUGUUAAUGUCACUAUCCUGAAUGGACUCGGUGUGUCAGGGAAAGUUGUCAACAAACCUGUGUGGCAUCCCUAUACCCCGCAGUUUGGGCAUCACAUUGAUGUGGCUUUUACUCAUUCAGAAGUUCUCUGGCCGUGGUCUGGAUGGUUGGCUGUCAGCAUUGCUGUAACACGAACUGCUUCCAAUUGGGAAGGUAUGGCUCAGGGUCAUGUUGAACUGACAAUUGAAUCCCCACCAGAAGAUGGAGAAACUGAACCAAGGCGGUCUACUGUUCGACUGGCCAUUAAAGCAAAGAUUAUUCCAACUCCUCCCCGACAUAAACGAUUAUUGUGGGAUCAGUAUCAUAAUUUAAGGUAUCCCCCUGGCUACUUCCCGAGAGACAACUUGCGUAUGAAAAGUGAUCCAUUAGACUGGAAUGGAGAUCAUAUUCACACUAAUUUCAAGGACAUGUAUCAGCAUUUACGCAAUGGUGGUUAUUAUAUUGAAGUACUUGGUUCUCCUCUAAGUUGUCUUGAUGCAUCACAAUAUGGAACCCUAUUAAUAGUGGAUCCAGAGGAAGAAUAUUUUCCAGAGGAAGUUGCAAAACUUAAACGAGAUGUUGAUGCAGGCCUAUCCUUGGUUGUGUUUGCUGAUUGGUACAAUGUUUCUGUCAUGCGAAAAGUUAAAUUCUAUGAUGAAAAUACUCGGCAGUGGUGGAUGCCAGAUACAGGGGGAGCAAAUGUACCUGCCCUUAAUGACCUGCUAUCGCCAUGGGGAAUUGCACUUAGUGAUAAUGUUCAUGAAGGGUCUUUUAACCUUGGAGAGCAUGAAAUGUACUAUGCAUCUGGGGCCAGCCUUCUGAAAUUUCCAGACUCUGGAGUUGUGGUUUCAAGGUCACUGAGGGACCAAGGAGUGGAAAUUCUCGAUUCUGAUGCUGAUACUGUUUCAAGUACGGUACCCAUUUUAGGUCUUUUGCAAAGCAGACCAAAUGAAGUUGAAGUUGACGAUGCUACAACAGAAAAAGUGUUUUCAUCACCUAGUGGCCGAGUUGUUGUGUAUGGUGACUCUAAUUGCCUGGACAAUAGUCAUUUGCAGAAAGAUUGCUUCUGGAUGUUGGAUGCCUUGUUGGAAUUCACAUCAACUGGUCACAUGCCAUCUAUAUUUAAGGAUAACAGUGCCAAAGUAACCUUCCCAUCAACAGAUGAACCAUUACCUCAAAGAAUGGAAGGGAAUCAUCUGUACCGAUAUUCAAAAGUUAUUGAAAAUCACAUGGGAACAUUGAGAACAAGAGAACUGCCAACUUGCCCUCAUCUUGUGUGGGCGAAACCUCAACCACUCAACACUUCUGCUCCAACCAACCUUUACAAAGCACAAAAACUUCUAUCGGUUGCAAUAGACGGGGAUUUGCCAUUAUUCCGUGUUGCCCAGGGAGCUGCACAAAUGGACAUUGAUCGGGAUUCAUUUGAUAGAGGAAUGGGAGUGGAUAUAGAAGUUGAAGAGGAGGGUAUUGCACUUGUAGACUUGGCCCCGGCUAUUCUUGUCAUAUCCCUUGCGGCAGCUGCCGUUAUAUUAGCUUGUAGGUGCUACCGUUCAAGAACAAGACCAAGAAGAAAGCGUGCGCCGAGACUUCGGCGUCUAAUGGCUGUGUUAAAUGCAGGGCGAACGCCAACAGUGUGAUAUUGAGUGUUCGAGUGCAUAUACCAAUAAGACAAUUUAUAAAGUAAUGUUCCUUUUUAAGAUCCAUCUGGAUAAGGUUUUCACACUUCAAAUAAGGAUCCUAUCAGACUAAGCUUUCUAGAUCUCAAAAACUUUCUUCAUUGUAUUAACCAUGAUUUUAUCAUUUUUUCAUUAGAAGUUUAUUUCCUGAAUUGGCAGCACGGUGUUCUGUGAUGGUAAUUUGUCGUAUAUUGAAUUUUUUAUUUAAUUCUGGUCUACCAGCAAAAAUUCCAACUUUUAAAACCACUUGUGCUACUUCUUGCUCCUUUUUAAAGUUAUUGAGUAGUAUGUAUGCAGCACUGAGAGAAAUGUCCUUUGUGGAUCUUGUUCAACUAUCAUUUUAAAUCAUUUACUGGCAAAUGCCAGUGUUUUGAUUAUUUAUUAUACAUCUUUCAUAUCUUGUAGGCAGUAGGGAGACAUGGGGACAUGUCAUGUGUAGUUUGUACACAGCAUUUGUGAUAUAAUAAUAACUAACAAUGAUUGACAAUAAGUGAUAUGUUUUGUGGACUGUAGCUGUUGUAAAAUCAGUCAAGGAAUUAUCAUUGAUAUUCUUCUUCAGGUUUCAAGAUUUAAGACUGUUCUACUUCAAUCUUCUUCUUUUUUUCUUUUUCUUUUUUUUUUUAAUAGAUAUUCAUUUUGUCAGCUAUAUUUAAUAAAAGCACCUAUCAUUCAUUGGAUGAUGAAAAUUAAGAAUUACAUUUAUGCAAAUCAAACUUGUUGUGUGAAAAGGGGCCCCCAACAACCAUACACACUGGCAGUGGUAUUAACCUGUGCAAUAAUCACUACAUUUCUGUCUAGUCUAUGUUGCAAUUGAAAGCCAACUAUUACGUAUGUUUAAAGUCUCAUUCACUUUGUUUUGUGAUCUGUAUAUUGUUGGUCGUCUGUUUUUUGAUACAACUGUCCUGGUGCUAAAUGCUGCAGUGCUUUAUCAAAUUUUUAGAAUCUGUAUUUCUGAAGCUAUUCCAGGACGCACCUCUUUUUAAGACUGCAGUAAACAAUGUGUAGGUUGUUGAUUUCCACUAGUUUGAUCUGUCAGCUUUCUGUAAUCUGCAUCCCAUUCCCCAACCUAUGUUAUAGCUUAGGCAAAAACAUACAAAGUAUGUUGCAUAAUAUCAUCUUUAAACCAAUCCAUUUUUAUCAACAAUAAUGUUUAAUUUAGGAGAGCUAUAGGAAUAUGUUAUGUAUGUUAUGAAUUCCAAGAGAUUUAUUUUUAGUCAAUAACAUAUGAUUAUGAUAAUCAAUUAAUGUCUUCCCGUUACUUAUCUUGUUUCGUGUUGUUUUGAUGUUUCUUGUGUUCAAUUUUCUUUGUUCAUAUUAAUGUUGUUUUAUGUUCAUAAAAGGGAACCCAAUUUUUGGUUUUUUCACAAUUUUCCUUUGUUUUUAGUUAACAUCCAUUAUCUAAGGACAGUAUGAUAUUUAUGUGUUUAGCAUAGCAUUGUUUUUGUUUGUAGCUUUACUUCUGAUAUUUUUAAUAUUUUAAAAUCAGAACUGAAUUCUUUACAAAUUUUGAAAGUAGUAAAAUAUUGUGGAGUACUGUUUGUCAGGCCAACAACAAAACAGUGUUGCGGAUUUGCAUACCCUCGGUGGAGCAAGUAGGCAAACCCUCAUACUGCUGUGUCGUGGCCCUGACACACGGUACAAUAUUCUAGGAGAACUUUUCAUACGUAUGUUUGGGAAAAGUCUUCUUGUUCCUGGAAUUUGUGCUUACUCCUGACAAGAUGCAUAAAUUUAUAACUAAUGUGGUUCAAAACUUAUGCCCUCAUUGUGUACUUCAUUGUUUGAGUUAUUUGCAAGUUUAUUUAUCAACUAUCUGAUCAAAAAUCACAUCAACUUGUAAUUUUAAAAUACUUUUCCUCUUUGUUUUAUUGCACGUCCAUAUUGCGGAAAAGUGUGAGGUUUUUGUAUUGAUUGUCUCAUGCUAACUGGUAAGCUUUAAAAUAGCUUCAAGAAUCCAGGCAUAAGAAAAUUCAAUCGAAGAAUAUGUUUAAAUUUAUAAUUUUCAAAUUUCUUUUCAUUUUUUCUGAUCUAAAUCUACUGUAAUAAUUAGAUUGUCCAUAAUAAUUUACAUAGAACAUCCAUUCUGCUCAUACACUCAUCCAUUCAAAUCUUCCAUACGCACAGUCAUACAACCAAUAAUUACUAGGUUAGUAAUUUAACAUGUAAAUUUGAACUUAUAGACUCCACAAUGUGAGCUGUAGAAUUUCUUUAAAAUUUUGAUUAAUGGUCAUGAUAUGUUGUUUGGCUAUGGCAGGGGCUGAAAAUAAUAAAAAAUCACUUUUAUAUCUGUUGUCAGUCAUAACAAGUGCACCUCCAAAACCUUUCUACGAGAGAAAACCAUGUGACAUUUUGUUUGCCUAGUAUUGAUUUUAACUUUCAUGACCUCGUGGAACAAGAAAACAGUAGCAUUCUUUACAACAAAAUUACUGAACCUAAACUUAAUUUAUAAUUUGCAUAUUAAAAUGCAGUAAGGUGGGUCUAACAAAGCCACCUUAGUUGAGCGAGAUCAAAAUGUCAACUGUAUUAUAAUACUUCAGCACCAGAGAGGAGGUGCUUCAAUUCUUCCAGUGCAAUUGUUGUUUGAAAAAUGUAAAAAAACUGUUUGAUAGAAUUGAAAAUUUGCUUGCACUAU
Molecule: messenger RNA, 6117 nt
Organism: Frankliniella occidentalis (western flower thrips)
Lineage: Eukaryota; Metazoa; Arthropoda; Insecta; Thysanoptera; Thripidae
Gene: S1P
Product: membrane-bound transcription factor site-1 protease
Exons: 11
Coding region: 237-3449 (1070 amino acids)
Biological process (GO): proteolysis
Cellular component (GO): Golgi apparatus
Molecular function (GO): serine-type endopeptidase activity
Source: RefSeq, a predicted model, not a curated record